Molecule: messenger RNA, 2870 nt
Organism: Gadus morhua (Atlantic cod)
Lineage: Eukaryota; Metazoa; Chordata; Actinopteri; Gadiformes; Gadidae
Gene: fzd8a
Product: frizzled class receptor 8a
Exons: 1
Coding region: 447-2219 (590 amino acids)
Biological process (GO): canonical Wnt signaling pathway; non-canonical Wnt signaling pathway
Cellular component (GO): plasma membrane
Molecular function (GO): Wnt receptor activity; Wnt-protein binding
Source: RefSeq, a predicted model, not a curated record
UGACUCGCCACGAUGUGUAUGGGAAACAAGACAGGGUGACGCGCGUACCGAAUGUAGCCGCCGUGUUUGGAAGAAAGAAGGCAAGCAUUCUCCACGCACAGGCCCACGUUUGCUUUUUUUGUUUUAAAUCGUGAAACAAAUGCAGAUUUCUAGGCGAUCGGUUGCACGGGAAUACAAAAGGACGAGCCGGUUGUAAGGUGGAUUCGCAGUUAAUUUUUCCCUCAGCCAUCUUGACUGCUCGCCUGAAGGCGAUUUUCUCCUGUCCGCACCUCUGCUGAAAGUAAACACGGCUUGCAAAUUACUUGCAACUCCGUGCCAAAGAGUGCAGCGAGAUGGGCUCGCUGCGAUACAUCUAGUCGGACUCUGCGAGUGACUGACCGAUUUGGAUCGCGGUGGGAUUCAGCACGGAUUCAGCCGUGAGAGUGGAGGAUACGACGCGCGGGAGGAUGGCGUACGACCUGUUGGGGAUUUACCUGCUCCUCUCCCUGGCUCUGCUGCCUCGCUCCAGCGGCACCGCGGCCAAGGAGAUCACCUGCCAGGAGAUAUCGGUGCCCCUGUGCAAGGGGGUCGGGUACAACUACACCUACAUGCCUAACCAGUUCAACCACGACACGCAGGACGAGGCUGGACUGGAGGUGCACCAAUUCUGGCCCCUGGUCGAGAUCCAGUGUUCCCCUGACCUAAAGUUUUUCCUGUGCAGCAUGUACACCCCUAUUUGCCUGGAGGACUACAAGAAGCCCCUGCCCCCGUGCCGGAGCGUGUGCGAGCGGGCGCGGGCAGGUUGCGCGCCCCUCAUGAGGCAGUACGGCUUCCCCUGGCCGGACCGGAUGAAAUGCGACCUGCUCCCGGUGCAAGGCAACCCCGACACCCUGUGCAUGGACUACAACCGCACCGACUCCACCACGGUGUCCCCCGUGCUGUCGAAGCCGACCAACCACCCGAGUAAGUCGCUUAACCCGAACCAUCACAACAACAACAGUAAGCCGGGGCGCAACCGCCCCAGCGCGCCCGGCAAACACAAGCCGGCGGCGGCGGCUCCCUGCGAGCCGGUGUGCGACUGCCUGCCGCCGAUGGUGCCGGUGAACACGGACCGCCACCCGCUCUACAACCGAGUGAAGACGGGACAGAUCACCAACUGCGCGAUGCCCUGCCACAACCCCUACUUCACGCCGGACGAGCGGACGUUCACCGCCUUCUGGAUUGGGCUGUGGUCCGUGCUGUGCUUCGUGUCAACGUUCGCCACGGUGGCUACGUUCCUCAUCGACAUGGAGCGCUUCAAGUACCCGGAGCGCCCCAUCAUCUUCCUGUCCGCCUGCUACAUGUUUGUUUCCAUUGGCUACAUCGUGCGCCUCAUCGCCGGCCACGAGAAGGUGGCGUGCAACCGGGACUACGACGCAGAGCACGUCCACUACGAGACCACCGGGCCGGCGCUGUGCACGGUGGUCUUCCUCCUCGUCUACUUCUUCGGCAUGGCCAGCUCCAUCUGGUGGGUCAUCUUGUCCCUGACCUGGUUCCUGGCCGCGGGCAUGAAGUGGGGUAACGAGGCGAUCGCCGGCUACUCGCAGUACUUCCACCUCGCCGCCUGGCUCAUCCCCAGCAUGAAGUCCAUCGCCGUGCUGGCCCUCAGCUCGGUGGACGGGGACUCGGUGGCGGGCAUCUGCUACGUGGGCAACCAGAACCUUGAUAACCUGCGGGGCUUCGUGCUGGCGCCGCUCGUCAUCUACCUGUUCAUCGGGACCAUGUUCCUCCUGGCGGGCUUCGUGUCGCUGUUCCGCAUACGCAGCGUCAUCAAGCAGGGGGGCACCAAGACUGACAAGCUGGAGAAGCUGAUGAUCCGCAUCGGCGUGUUCACGGUGCUGUACACCGUGCCCGCCACAGUAAUCGUUGCCUGCUACUUUUAUGAGCAACACAACCGCCAGAGCUGGGAGGUGAGCCACAACUGCACUUGCUCGUCGGAGCGGGCGCGCCGGCGGCCGGACUACGCCGUGUUCAUGCUCAAGUACUUUAUGUGCCUCCUGGUGGGCAUCACGUCGGGCGUGUGGAUAUGGUCCGGCAAGACCCUGGAAUCGUGGAGGGCCUUCUGCACGCGCUGCUGCUGGGGCAGCAAGGGCACGGGCGGCUCCAUGUACAGUGACGUCAGCACGGGUCUGACUUGGAGGUCGGGCACGGCCAGCUCCGUGUCCUGUCCCAAGCAGCUGCCCCUGUCCCAGCAGGUCUAAGGGCCGGCCCGGCGGAGCGCUAAUUGUUUGGGAGAUAACCCAUCACCACCACCACUACCCCCCGAAGCCUUAACAAUUAGCAUAGUAAUCAACUGUUGAUGGGGGCCCAUGUGGAAGAAAGCUGUGUGUGUGUGUGUGGGGGGGGGGGGGGGGGGACUGGUCGAAAACAAUGUACCCAGCAUUAGCACAGGAUAAUUUCUCCCUGUUUAUAUGUAUAAGGGUGUUACAGACUGAAGCUUAUCUGCAAUGUCGGCAUUGCUUGUUCUGAAAUGCCUUUUGAGGCAAAGAGACAAAAUUUGAUUUAUUUUUUAGUAGCUUGCUUUGUGGCAAGAGCGUCGAGCCGUUUUUAACCAUUCUUACUACACAGUGCCAGAGCUAUUCCAUUGUAUAAUUCAAUCACCUUAGCUGGUUUAAAUUAAGCCUUAAAGAAAAAAGUGCCCACCUUUUCUAUGGGGCACCCUACUUUUUUUGUAUUCGUAUUUAUAUCAAAUGGUUCUGUACAAACGUGUAAAUUUUGUGUAUAACAGAAUACUUUAUAAGCUAUUGUAAAUUUGUAAAUACUGUAGAUGUCUUUUUGUGAGGCGGGGGAAGGGGGGGAAAUACAAAUGACUUUUAUUUUGAAAAUAAAAAACACAUGAUGCUAAAUCUCAA